AAGUUUAGUAGGCGCUACGUAAACAAACUUUGCGGUUGGUCUGCAUCUGGGGUGCGCAGAACGACCGGUUCUUUCGGUGGGUACUAAGAUGAACUUGGGAACCGAGCAACUAGUUAUCAGCAACGAUUAGGCACUAGCGAUCAAGGUACUUCUGGGGUUAAAAUAAACUCCAUUUAUCAGUGUGCAUCGAUUGACAAAGAGUGCACAAAAUGACGCCCAAUGCUAAGGACAAUGGCGCCUGGAAAGUAUCGGGAAUAUCGAGGAACUAUCCGAGCUAUCGACAGCAUAGACCGAUUACCAGUGAAAGCUGGCUGGAGGGAAAAAAUGUCGAUGACGAGGCCGAAGGUCUUUGGCGCAUUAACGAUAAGCUCUACGACUUAAGCGACUUCGCCGCUCGCCAUCCGGGCGGUUCUUCUUGGAUUGAGUGCACCAAGGGCACGGAUAUCACCGAGCCCUUCGAGUCACAUCAUAUCGAGGAGCGAGCUCGGGGAAUGCUGAGCAAGUUCGAAGUGCGACAGGCUGCAAGGCCGAGGAACUACAAGUUUACUCUAAAAGAAAAUGGUUUCUACAUGACACUGAAGCGGAGAGUGCGUGAAAAGCUAAGGAAGAUCGAUUACUCUCCCACUAAGAAAACAGAGUUCCUCCAUCUUGGUAUCUUGGUGUCCGUCUUCCUCUUUAGCUGGGCAGGCACAGUUCUGGACUCAUUGAUCUUCAGGGGUUUGGCUGGAUUGGCCCUUUGCUGGGUGGCCACCUCGACCCACAACUAUUUCCAUCAACGGGACAGUUGGCGGAUGUACACUUUUAAUUUGACCAUGAUGAACUUCCGGAACUGGCGGAUUUCGCACGCCCUAUCACACCAUGUUUACGCCAAUUCCCUGCACGACCUGGAGAUGUCCAUGUUUGAACCGUUUCUAUGCUGGAUUCCCGAUCGUCAUUAUGCCAGUAAAACACAGCGACUUAUCUCCGUGGUCAUCAGUCCGGUGGUAUACGUAGUCCUGUUUCAAGGACAAUUUCUCAUACGUUUGGUCCUUUCCCUGACUAAAGGAAACGUUCUGCACUGGGAUGAUCUCGUUGGAUUCAGUCUGCCCAGCUUUAUAUAUUUAUCCACUGGCGUUGACCUGCUGAGUGCUCUAAUAAGCUGGCAAAUAAUCAUUGCGGUUGGGAGCUUCAUCUUCGGAUUUAUUGGUCUCACUGCCGCCCAUCAUGAUCCUCGCAUUCUACACGAUGGGGAUGCCCAACGACCGGACUUCGAUUGGGGUCUCUAUCAGGUGGACACGAUUAUAGAUCGCGGAGACAUCAAGUGGUCGGAUCUUCUGGUGCUCACCCACUUUGGGGAGCAUGCUCUGCACCACCUAUUCCCCACGCUGGAUCAUGGAGUGCUGAAGCACCUGUAUCCUGAGUUCAGGAAAACAAUGAAGGAGUUCGACGUGGAGCUGCGGGAGAUCAAUCACUGGGGUCACAUCAAGGGACAAAAUCAGCAAUUGCUUAGAAUAGAAAAGAACCCACUUCCACCGGGUAGUAAAAAGCUGAAGUAGGUAUGGCUAUAAUGAUAACUGGGGAGGGAAAUGGUUUAAUUAGUUUAUAAUACCAAAUAAUAAUGACUUAGGGAAAAGUCUAGAUAUACA
Messenger RNA from Drosophila teissieri, 1625 nucleotides. Its product is annotated as cytochrome b5-related protein. The transcript is spliced from 4 exons. NCBI's taxonomy places the organism in Eukaryota, Metazoa, Arthropoda, Insecta, Diptera, Drosophilidae. The record is from RefSeq and is a predicted model, not a curated record. Gene Ontology annotation, cellular component: mitochondrion. Gene Ontology annotation, biological process: lipid metabolic process. Bases 210 to 1535 code for a protein of 441 amino acids.